ACGCAGAUAUGGGGUUAUUUGAAGGUAUCGACUGCUGCUUAGCUUAUCUCAACUGUUAUCUUUUUAUUUUAUUUUUCUACGCUUGAUUGCACAAGGUUGCAGCAACAAUCAUUCGCCAGUUUGUGAUGCUGUUAGUAACUGAUGCGAUGAACUUUGGUUUGACAGAAAUCAACCAUAAAUUUAGAUCUGAAAGUUCUGUAUAUAGAACUAGUCACCUACGUAGAUGAAUGGAAAACG
Molecule: messenger RNA, 237 nt
Organism: Acanthoscelides obtectus
Lineage: Eukaryota; Metazoa; Arthropoda; Insecta; Coleoptera; Chrysomelidae
Source: the annotation of a GenBank genome assembly